GCGUUCAAUAGACGUGUUUCGUUUUUUAAUUAAAUUAUUUUUUUAUUUUUUUUUUAUAAGUUGAACUUUAGGGAAUGUCCCUAUUUUAGUGAAAAAAAAAGUGAUCUCACAGAAAUAUUUUAUCACAAAACAAAUAUUUACCUUGUCAAAUAUACGUACCAGUUUUAAUAAAUAUCAUAAAAUACUUUGAAAACACUUCAGUUUGUGAAACGAUGAAGUUGAUGAAAGUGAAAAAGUUGAAGUUAAGCCCCGUGUGGCGAGAAAAUCUCCUGACAAUACUUACAGUUUCGGGAGUCAUCCUGGGCAUCGUUUUGGGAUUAAUUGUUCGUUUCACGACAGAUAAAUGGACCGAACGGGAGAUUUCCUACAUUUACUUCAUCGGAGAUAUUUUCCUUCGUAUGCUGAAGGCAUUAAUUUUGCCUUUGAUCGUUUCUUCGUUGAUAUCAGCUGUGGGAAAUUUGGAUUUGUCUCUUUCCGGAAAGAUUGGAAGUCGAGCUGUCGGUUAUUAUUUGUUGACAACAGUUAUGGCAGUUGUUUUGGGCAUCAUUUUGGUAACCACAAUCCAACCGGGUAACAGAAUUGGCGAAACUGACAUCGAAACAGCGAACAGUAAAGGAAGAAAUAUCACAAUUACUGACACGUUACUUGAUCUUGUGAGAAACAUGUUUCCUCCAAAUGUCGUUCAAGCCUGCAUCCAACAAUACCAAACGUUACUCAAACCACCUUCAGAGAAUCCCGCCGAAUCUGAUUUAGCAAAAUGGGACAUCAAACACGAAUACAUUGACCAAAUGAACAUUUUAGGUCUUGUCAUUUGCGCCAUCGUUUUCGGUAUCGCCCUCAGCAGCACAAAGAACGAAACGAAGAGCGUCUUGAACUUUGUCGUCGAAUUCAGUCAUGUCAUCAUGAAGAUCACAGGUUGGGUUAUUUGGUUAUCGCCAAUCGGUAUCAUCUUCCUCAUAAUGAGCAAAAUGUUGGAAAUGGAGGAUUUGGGAACACUUUUUGGUAGUUUGGGUCUUUACACGAUAACCGUUGCUGGAGGCAUUUUAUUUCAUGGAUUUGUCGUUUUACCCUUGAUUUUCUUCGUGUUGACACGUGAAAACCCCUAUGUAUUUAUCUCGAAGAUGGGAAAAGCUCUUGCCACGGCUUUUGGAACGUCAAGUAGCUCAGCUACGUUGCCCGUGACGAUGCAAUGUUUGGAGGAAAAUGCUAAAGUUGAUCCUCGAGUAUCGAGAUUUGUUAUUCCGAUUGGGGCGACAAUUAAUAUGGAUGGCACGGCAUUGUAUGAGGCAGUUGCUGCGAUCUUUAUUGCUCAGUUGAGAGGAAGAGCAUUGUCUUUUGGAAACAUUAUUGCUAUCAGUAUUACUGCGACAGCUGCAAGUAUUGGAGCUGCUGGCAUCCCACAAGCAGGUCUUGUGACAUUAGUAAUGGUUCUCGAUACAAUUGGUCUUCCAGCUGCUGAUGUUUCUCUCAUCGUUGCUGUUGAUUGGUUACUUGAUCGAUUCCGUACUUUGGUAAAUGUCCUUGGAGAUUCGUAUGGCGCAAAGAUCAUUGAACAUUACAGCAAAUCAGAGUUGAAAAGACACUCGAUGGAACAACUGCCAACUGCAAAUGGAAAUACUGAUACGAAAGUUGCUGUUCCCGAGGUUCAGAUGCACAUUGAUGACACAAGGAUGUAAUUUAGACGCUCUCAGAAAAAAAUUCGUGAUGCAAAUUUUUUUUUUACGUAUUGUAUUAAUGAUCUUAAGGAACAUACUUUGUACUUUGUAAGAAUUCGAAAUUAAAAGUAUUUUUUAGACAUUCA
Molecule: messenger RNA, 1801 nt
Organism: Culicoides brevitarsis
Lineage: Eukaryota; Metazoa; Arthropoda; Insecta; Diptera; Ceratopogonidae
Product: excitatory amino acid transporter 1-like
Exons: 4
Coding region: 213-1676 (487 amino acids)
Biological process (GO): L-glutamate transmembrane transport
Cellular component (GO): plasma membrane
Molecular function (GO): glutamate:sodium symporter activity; L-glutamate transmembrane transporter activity; neutral L-amino acid transmembrane transporter activity
Source: RefSeq, a predicted model, not a curated record